Molecule: messenger RNA, 1757 nt
Organism: Setaria italica (foxtail millet)
Lineage: Eukaryota; Viridiplantae; Streptophyta; Magnoliopsida; Poales; Poaceae
Product: cyclic dof factor 1
Exons: 2
Coding region: 221-1507 (428 amino acids)
Biological process (GO): regulation of DNA-templated transcription
Molecular function (GO): DNA-binding transcription factor activity; DNA binding
Source: RefSeq, a predicted model, not a curated record
CCCAUUGCCGUCGGGGCCGCGCCCAGCAGAUCGAUCCGGACACAGAUAAAAUCUCAUUCCCGCAGAGCGAUCGCUCCCUCCUGCCGCGGCUGCUUCGCUUCUCCCUUCUUUGCAGCUACGGUACGAUGCGGUGAAAUAAAUCAUACCGCCGCGAGAAAUUUCCCAAGAAACGCAGGCAGAGAAACAGAGCUCGAGUGGUGAGUAGUGAGACGACGGGGAGAUGGCGGAGUGCAGAGUCGGAGGCGGCGGCGGAGACGGCUUGAUUAAGCUGUUCGGGAAGACCAUCCCCGUGCCGGAGGCCGCCGCCGCCGUGGGCGAGGCUGAUAAGGACAUACAACAAAGUGGCAGCAGCACGACUGAACUGAAGGGACAAGAGAACACCCUUCAGGACUCCACGGGCUCACCUCCGCAGCAGGAGGUUGCGGACACUGAAGAUUCAUCAGCUACCAAGAAGUCAUCAGGAGACCAGCAGCAGGGCGAGACGACCAACCAGAAGGAGAAGCUGAAGAAGCCUGACAAGAUCCUGCCGUGCCCCCGGUGCAACAGUAUGGACACCAAGUUCUGCUACUACAACAACUACAACAUCAACCAGCCACGCCAUUUCUGCAAGAACUGCCAGAGGUACUGGACGGCUGGCGGCGCCAUGCGCAACGUGCCUGUGGGUGCAGGGCGGCGCAAGAGCAAGAGUGCAUCGGCCACUUCCCACUUCCUUCAGAGGGUCAGGGCUGCUCUGCCCAUUGAUGCUCUCUGUGCAGCAGCCAAGACUAAUGGCACAGUGCUCAGCUUUGGCUCCGACAUGUCCUCCUUGGACCUCACAGAACAGAUGAAGCACCUAAAGGAGAAACUUGUCCCAAUAACACGGAUCAAGAGCAGCGAUGACCGGUCAGCUGGUUCUUGCACUGAAGGAUCUGCAAAGGUAGAAGACUCGAACCAAAAGGAGAAAGUUACAGCAGAUAAAUCUGCAAAUGUUGUUCCACAUCCAUGCAUGAACGGGGUAACCAUGUGGCCAUUUAGCUGCGCACCACCACCUGCCUGUUACACCUCGGGCAUCGCAAUUCCGUUCUACCCGGCCGCUGCUGCUUACUGGGGUUGUAUGGUUCCAGGAGCUUGGAACACCCCAUGGCCGCCUCACUCCCAGUCUGAGUCUGCUUCACCGCUUAGCACUGCUUCUCCAGCAUCCACAAAGUCCAAUUGCUUCACGCCAGGAAAACGCUCUAGAGACUGUGAUGAGGAAGGAGAUACCAAAGGACAUGGCAAGGUGUGGGUGCCAAAGACAAUCCGGAUCGAUGAUGCAGAUGAGGUGGCCAGGAGUUCCAUCUUGUCUCUAAUUGGAAUCAAUGGCGACAAGGCGGGCAAAGAUGGCAGAGGGUGCAAGCUUGCAAAAGUUUUUGAGCAGCAGAAGGAAGAGGCAAAGACAGCAACUCACGCAGUCAUCAACAGCUUGCCAUUCUUGCAGGGGAACCCAGCUGCGCUCUCACGCUCACUGACCUUCCAGGAGGGAUCUUAAGUAUCACCUUAAGCCUCAAUGAUAUAAAGACCGACCAUUUAUCAUGGUACAGCUGAAAUUUUGUACAUUAGAGGAUUGUAAACUAGGUAUGGGCAAUGGAGUGUAUGACAUAGCUCGUAGCUGCAAAUGGACCUUGUAACAACAAUAGAUAUUUGUAGAUAGCUAUAUGGGUUGGGGACGGAUAGAGAGAGCAAGUUCUCUUAUUUGUGGAUAAAUAAUAUAAUAAUUUUGGUUACAAACUUGUCCUUCA